Messenger RNA from Impatiens glandulifera, 797 nucleotides. RefSeq names its product probable aquaporin TIP5-1. The coding region runs from base 11 to 745 and encodes 244 amino acids. Gene Ontology annotation, biological process: water transport; transmembrane transport. Gene Ontology annotation, molecular function: water channel activity. The record is from RefSeq and is a predicted model, not a curated record. The transcript has 2 exons. NCBI's taxonomy places the organism in Eukaryota, Viridiplantae, Streptophyta, Magnoliopsida, Ericales, Balsaminaceae. Gene Ontology annotation, cellular component: membrane.
AUCAAUUUUCAUGUCCCGUUUAGAACACUCAAUUAAACGUGACGCCCUAAGAGCAUAUCUAGCCGAAUUCAUCUCCACUUUCAUCUUCGUCUUCGCCACCGUCGGAUCCGCAAUGUCACAACCCUAUUCCCAAACCGGUCCGCCACCGUGUCUCACUUCCGUCGCGUUAGCCUCGGCUUUUUCUCUAGCCGCGGCAGUUUACGUGUCGGGAAUGGCCUCGGGCGGACAUGUUAAUCCGGCCGUCACAUUCGGAAUGGCGGUUGGAGGACACAUUAGCGUACCAAUGUCAAUUUUCUAUUGGAUAUCGCAAUUGUUAGGAUCUGUCACGGCAUGUCUCCUGCUUAAACUCUGUACCGUUACACAGAAUAUGCCGGUUCAUGGGAAUUUACCCGAGGAUAUGACGGGGUUUGGGGCGUCGAUAUUGGAAGGGGUGAUGACGUUUAUAUUGGUGUACAUGGUUUAUGCGGGUGGGGAUACUAGAAGGGGUUUAUUAGGGUCGAUUGGACCUUUGAUGAUUGGGUUGGUUGUGGGUGCGAAUAUGUUGGCGUCGGCUGCGUUUACUGGGGGGUCGAUGAAUCCGGCGCUUUCGUUUGGGGCGGGGAUUGUUGGGGGGAGUUUUAAGAAUCAGGCGGUUUAUUGGAUUGGACCAUUGAUUGGUGCGGCUCUUGCUGGAAUAUUGUAUGAUAAUGUUGUGUUUCCUGUUCAAAUGGCUACUGCACCAGAUGGAGAUGAAAUUGAGCUUUGAUUUGUUUUUUUUCUUAUUAGUUUUAUGUUUGUAUUCUUAUUGUUAUUGUAAA